UUUGGUGUUAGAAAUAGCAGCUCACUCUAGGGCCGACUGUCAGGUCUGUGCUUCUGCUAAAAUCAUUGUUUACAUGCUGUAAAUGUUGCAUUUACUCUCUUGUUAUUCCUGUUCUUUAACUCUUCUCUGUGCUGUUCUUCUAACCUCAUUUUCUCAUGUCUCUGCUGUUCUUAUGUCCGUCCUCCUCCCUCUCUCUGUCUCUGGCCUCGUCCUCCUCCGUCUCUGCGUGUUCAUACUGUUUGGUGAUAGCAGGCCCGCUCGCGCCCCCUCCCCCCUCCAUGCAGAUCACCCCUCAGCUGCCUCUGAUGGGCUUUGUGGCCCGAGUUCAGGAGACUAUCUCAGACGUGCCGCCUCCGCCUCCACCCGCCGAGGAGCCGGUGUUUGAGGAGCCCACACCUCCUCCUCCACCGCCGGAGGACUACGAGGACGAUGACGAUGAAGAAGAGUCUGCGGUGGUGGAAUACAGUGACCCUUACGCCGAGGAAGACCCGCCCUGGGCCCCACGCAGCUACAUGGAGAAAGUGGUGGCCAUCUACGACUACGCCCGAGACAAGGAGGACGAGCUUUCCUUCCAGGAGGGCGCCAUCAUCUACGUGAUCAAGAAGAACGACGACGGCUGGUUCGAGGGCGUGAUGAACGGAACCACGGGCCUCUUCCCCGGCAACUACGUCGAGUCCAUCAUGCACUACGCCGACUGAACAAUCCCCCCUCUCGCGCAUGACGAGGAAGAGGAGCGGGAGGAGCGUUUGUAUGGGGAAGGGAACGGGGAGGGGAGGGGAGCCAAGGGUUAAAGGUCAAAGACUUUGAUCAGACAGAGCAUGAUCACCUCUGGGCGAAGAGAGAGAGAGAGAGAGGGGGAAGAAGAUGCAGUUUUCAAAGAAGGUGCAACAUGACAAACUGAUGCGCUGUCAUUCUCUCGACACAGGCGCCAUUGUAAAGCAACCACUACUCUAGAUAUAUCCUUCCCUGUAAUAUUUCUUUCUUUGUUUCUUUAUUUGACUGAGGACUGGACGGUGAUGGAUUUAUUGUAGUUUUGUGUUACUUUAUGAGGCCACUACAUCGAUUUGCUUCAUUUUUUUUUGUUUAUUUUACCAUUUUUGCCCUUAUUUUAAAGAUAUUUAUUUGGAUUUCGUAGUGGGAUAAAUGGUGAGAAAGUAGAUGGGGCUGCUGUGAGGGAUUUAGUCGGGUUUUCACAUCACAGCCUCGGAGAAAGGGCUGGAGGAGAAUGCCUUCAUGUGUAGAUUUUCUCCUAAACACUCCAGAGACAUUUUAGAGAAAAAUACUCCUCUCUCUAUAUGAAAUACAAUGCAACAAUAUCCUCGGUGGGGGGAACAAACAGUAGUUUCAGUACUUGACUAAAUAUUUGUUUGGGUACCUCAGCAGAGAGCGUGCCAAAGCUGACGUUCACUAGGAUAAGCACAUCAAAUGUCUUAAGGUGACACACGGAGCGGGAUGAAAAGUGGGUCAGAAAAGACGUACGGAAGCAAACAAGAGUGCUUUAAAGCUUUGCUUAUUUUUAUUUUCAAAUAUUUUGUCCGAGGUUGAACUCAAAGGGGCUUCACUUUGCUGGCCAGUGUGCAUUUUUCGUGAGAAGGAAUUCAGCCCUCGAAUACGAGACGAAAGAUCCUCAGUUGCACAGUGACCUGGAUUUUGAAGUCUGCAGCUCCUGUCAUGAAUAAUAGAAGUAUAUUAGCUCAACUGGCGAGGCUGAUCAUUUGCAGUGUUCAUAUGCAUUUGACUUUUUUUUUUUGCGUUUUACCACGGGGUCCAGAAUCUUGCUUGCAGGGCGGCAGACUGCAUGUUUCGACGAGGAGAAAAAAAACUUUCUGCUCUACUGAUGAUCAAUGUCUUAAUAUUUUUAGAUAUGGUGUGGUUUGGUUUUUGAUAUUCACCCACAACGACGACGAAGAUGCAUUUAGGUCAUUACUAAGAUGCUUGUGCCAUAUUGAAGUGUGUGUUGCUGUUCAGAGGUUAUCACUUCAUUUGCAAUAAAUUGGCCGGAGUGGGGUGGAUAGUCGUUACAAAUCUUUUUCUUUUUUUUUUCCCGGAGUUGUUUUAAAUCAAAAGCACAUACAUUUGUAGUAAAAAAAGGUGUAGAAGAAGAAAUAAUAUAAAUGUGAGAUGUAUUAUGUCCUCAAAACAGGACUUAUGAAUAUGAAAAGAUGCCAGCUGUUGUGUUGAAAUGGUUUUUAACCGUCGCAAGCCCCAGAUACUUCUUAACGCCGUCGGUUUAGGCGUCGGUUGUCCUCCGUACCAAUACGCUUUGGGUGUUUGCGAGGGCUCAGUGCUUGUACUUAUGUCAGAAUCUUUAUUUUCUAUUAAAAAAAAAAAAAGAAAUAAUAACAAGUGGGUCUGUAUGUGAGUCUUGCAUGCCAUUGUUCUUAUCUGUACUGGUGUCCCAAAAACCUACGUGGCGAGAUCACCCAUUAAAAAGACAAGCAGCCCUGCAGCUCUGACCAAGUACCACCAGCCUCAUCCAAAGAGACUGUACGACUUAAUUCAAGCCCACGUCCGAGGAGUCGCUCUCUGACCCGUGGGGGAGGGAGGGAGGGAGAGGAGGGGAGGGACCCGGCUUCCUCCCCUCCAGACAGUAGCCGUCAUUACGUCAGGGGUGAAAAAUCGUGUGUUUUUAAGCUGCUAGUGAAUCCUGUGGACAAAGAAGCAGGCCCGAGUCGAAUGAUACUAAAUGUAACACGCAAGAUUGACAUAACACUCGUAGGAUGACACUAGAAAAAAACAAAAAAACAAAUAAGGCCCUCGGUCUGCAGGAUUCACAGCUCCCUGGAGUCACAGACGUCUCUCGGGAUGUCGAGUUUAACAGUCCAUAAUGCCAUUGUGUUGCACAGUUAAAGUUGAAUUGCAGAAGUAUCAUAUUUGUAAAAUCAUGAGAACAAAGACAAUAAAAUUAUUAAGAUUUAUCAGUGUAGCAA
This is a messenger RNA of Plectropomus leopardus (leopard coralgrouper), 2930 nucleotides long. Lineage: Eukaryota; Metazoa; Chordata; Actinopteri; Perciformes; Serranidae. The record is from RefSeq and is a predicted model, not a curated record.